Xiphias gladius (swordfish) is the source of this 2990-nucleotide messenger RNA. It is a transcript of the gene vps4b, whose product is annotated as vacuolar protein sorting 4 homolog B. The transcript is spliced from 13 exons. Bases 16 to 1542 code for a protein of 508 amino acids. Gene Ontology annotation, biological process: vacuole organization; endosomal transport. Lineage: Eukaryota; Metazoa; Chordata; Actinopteri; Istiophoriformes; Xiphiidae. The record is from RefSeq and is a predicted model, not a curated record. Gene Ontology annotation, molecular function: ATP binding; ATP hydrolysis activity.
CUCCAACGACUCCGCAUGGAGCCAACAAAUGUACAGAAAGCUAUUGCUGUAGCACAGAAGGCCUCAGAAGAGGACCAGGCGGGGAACUAUGAGGAGGCCAUCUGCUCCUAUCAACACGCUGUCAAGUACUUUCUGCACAUUUUAAAACGUGAACCCCAGGGUAAAGAUGGCAACCAGAAGAUCAGAGAUAAAUGUAAACAGUACCUGGACAGAGUGGAAGAACUACAGGAGUACCUCGUGAAUAAAGAGAAAGCCAUUGAUCUUGCUAGCAAGGCGGCUCAGGAGGAUAAAGCUCAGAACUACGAUGAGGCUCUGCGUCUAUACCAGGCUGCUGUUCAGUACUUCCUUCAUGUGGUGAAAUAUGAAGCCCAAGGUGAUAAAGCUAAACAGAGUAUCCGGGCAAAAUGUGCUGAAUACUUGGACAGAGCAGAGAAGUUGAAGGAGUAUCUAAAGAAGAAAGAGAAAGCUCCUCCUGCUAAGCCUGUCAAAGAGUCACAGUCUGAUGACAAAGGGAAUGAAAGUGAUGAAGGGGAUGAUCCAGAGAAAAAGAAGUUCCAAAAUCAACUCUCAGCUGCAAUUGUUAUGGAGAAACCGAACAUCAAAUGGAAUGAUGUUGCUGGUUUAGAAGGAGCCAAGGAGGCACUGAAAGAAGCUGUUAUUCUUCCCAUCAAAUUCCCCCACCUUUUCACAGGAAAGAGAACUCCAUGGAGGGGAAUCUUGCUCUUUGGACCUCCAGGUACAGGAAAGUCCUAUCUGGCUAAAGCUGUUGCCACAGAGGCAAACAACUCAACGUUCUUCUCCAUCUCCUCGUCUGACCUUGUCUCCAAAUGGCUGGGAGAGAGUGAAAAGUUGGUGAAGAAUCUUUUCAGCCUUGCAAGGGAGCACAAGCCUUCCAUCAUUUUCAUCGAUGAAAUAGACUCCCUCUGUGGCUCAAGAAGUGAGAAUGAGAGUGAGGCUGCUCGCCGUAUUAAGACAGAAUUCCUGGUUCAGAUGCAGGGUGUGGGGAAUGACAAUGAGGGAGUUCUGGUACUUGGGGCAACAAACAUCCCAUGGACGCUAGACUCAGCCAUCAGAAGAAGAUUUGAGAAAAGGAUCUACAUCCCACUGCCUGAAGAGCACGCCCGUUCCUUCAUGUUCAAGCUCCAUCUGGGAUCGACACCUAACAGUCUCACUGAAUCUGACUUUGUCACUCUGGGCAAGAAGACAGAGGGAUUCUCGGGAGCAGAUAUAAGUGUCAUUGUCAGAGACGCUCUAAUGCAGCCGGUUCGAAAGGUCCAGUCAGCAACUCACUUCAAACGGGUACGAGGUCCAUCCAGAACUGACCCCAACACUGUUGUAGAAGACCUCUUGACUCCUUGCUCACCUGGCGAUCCCAAUGCGAUUGAAAUGACAUGGAUGGAGGUCCCUGGGGAGAAGCUAAUGGAACCUAUAGUAUGCAUGUCUGACAUGCUGAGGUCUCUGGCCAACACAAAGCCAACAGUCAAUGAACAAGAUCUGGACAAACUGAAAAAGUUCACAGAAGACUUUGGACAGGAAGGCUAGGUGGGAUGAAUGAGCAAAGUCAAACCAAAGCAAAGGAAUUGUGAUUGUCUCUCUUUACUGUCCUUGUCCCUUUUUUGUCUCUGUCUCAUUCUAACCAUUCACCAGACUUAGUGGUUUAUAAUAAGUGGGCAAGAUUACUUCUCUGUUCUGCCAGUCUGUUAACCACACAAAGGGUGGAAAACCUAGUUUUAGUUGAUAUUCACUACUGUCCAAAGAAGACUUUCCAUCUACAGCUGACCUGAUAAAAGAAUCAAUAACACAUAGGGAAUAUAGAGGGUUAUUUGGCUUAUGCACUUAACAGAACACCUAAACAACAGUUACUGCAACUGUGGUUACUGAAAUCAAGAUUAUUUAUUUCAAGUUAGGACUAAAUAUUGCAUCCUUAUUUUCUAGUCAGAACACAUCUCAUUAGACUACUAAAUACCCCUUAUAUGUUCUCUAUUUUGUAUUAAGAAAAAAAAAAAACAUUUUAUAGCGUAUACUGUACUUUGUGGAAUAUAUAAAUCUCGGGCUGGGGAUGUGAAGCAGGCAGCAUGAGUUCACAGUAUUUGUUUGAAAUACUGUAUGCCAUUCUCAUCUCAAGGUGGUGGACAUUAUAGAGUUCAAGACAGAGAUAUUUGGUAUGAGAGCUGCAUUAGGUCCUGUGGCAAUUUUGGAUUGUUUAUCAAAUUUCCAAACAAAUGACAAUUGUAUUUGUUAAGUCAGUUGUCAUUAGAAUUCAACACAGCUAUUAGGGUGGAUCACCAGUGGUGCCGUAUCAGCAUUCAUUAUUUUACCGUUUUGUUUUUAAAGGACCCGAUACCUUUGAAAUGCUUUAUCACUCAUCUCAUGGAUUUUUUUUUUUCACAACCGACGACGCAUUUUUUUGUCACUGUCCACAGGCUUUGCUAAUUAUCCUUAAUACAAAGUGCAAAAAACUAAGCCUUAUAUUAAGAUAAAGUCCCAUUGCGAAUUUCAAUAAAACAAAACUGAGGUGUUGAAGUUGGACAAUGGUGGCCCAGGUUGAGAGAUAAUCUUCCUGUACAAUUUACAACAUAGGAAUUAAUCUCCAAUCAUGGAGUAUAUGUAGCCAUAAGUGGCAGUGUGCACCACGUGCCUUCCAGAAAAGCAGCAGGUUUUUUUGUUCGUUUUUUUUUUGUUUUGUUUUUUUUAAUAGGUUUAUUUCUAAAUUGGUCAUACUGCUCAUAUAUUGAGUGCUUUGUCACUACAAGAAAAAUGUAUACUUGCACAUUUCAUGUAAGAUCUUUUAGAGAUUGUAUACAGCUGUUCUUUUGCUCAUAAGGUGUGCAAACUUUCUCUUUUGAGUUUUGACGGGAAACAUCUCUUUUAUUUUACUGUAAAUGUCUAUACAUAUAGCCAACUCUUCAGCCAUUUCUUUGUGAAGAGGUCACAUAUGCAUAAGAUUUUCUGUUGUUCGUUUCCAUGAUGUAAAUAAAGGUUAUAGCUAU